AUGCCGCUGUUUUGGCUACCUCCUCUCCCGGAAUGGGCUGCCCAGCUGGUCAGCAUCCUGCCCCUGUGCGCCCUAAUUGAGUUCAGCGAAGAAGCCCUGAAACUGCAUGUCUUCGAACUGGCCGGAUUGAUUCCGCUCUGGAGCUGGCCUGUCUCCCCUAAGGGAGCGCGACUCCUGCUCUCGUCCGAUAAUUCGAUUGACGCCUGCUGCCUCGAUCGGCCUGGCGCAUCCCCCGAGCUCCAUUGCAUGGACGGCAAAUACGGAGAUCAUUACCCCAGCAGCGCAGCAGCCACGACGAGGCUGUACCUCAGCGCCCAAAGUAUCACCAAGCGGGUCAGCAACCCCUUCGAGAAAAACCCUAACCUCUCCCGCCGCCAGAAGCUAGACCUCUACCUCGUGCGACCCAUGCCCACCUCACAAUCUGGUCUCUGGAUCCUGCGCGGGUGGGAAAAGUUGCACGGCGUCGUCUCCCCGCGCUACGCGACCAGCGCACUGACCGGCUGGAUGCUCUGGCUCGCAAUCCUCAUCCUCUCCCUCGUCAGCGGCACCUACCUUGGCUUCGCAUAUCUCCUGCUCAUGCCAAUCACCGGAACUGCAGCCUCUCUCCUCCUAGGCGGCCAGGCCCGGAACCUCCUCGCAUCCGAGAACCCAGGCACCGAAGACCGCCUCGUUGUCGUCACCGACAGCCUCAACGGCGGCAGCUGGAGCGCCUAUUACGGCCCCAAAGACCCAAUCAACGCCCUCCUCAACCGGCCCCUUCUCCGCCCCACGCGCCCCUCUCAUCCGCAUCUCCUCCGCUGGAUCAUCCGCCUCUGCGUGAGCACUCAGUGGAUCCUCCUGAUUGUCAGCUCCGCACUGCAGGGCUGGGACGCCGCCGUCGUCACAGCCUGGACCGCCUUCUGUGCCCUCUUCGUAACGUACAUAUACCCUCCCGAGCGCGCGGCGGCCGACUGGCUGCGUUUCAACUGCGGGUUGGCCAUCUCGCGGAUCCGCACAGCGUUCACGACGCGGCGCCCUCUGCUCUCUGCGCUGGCAUAUAUCAACCCCGACCGCGACCAGACGGCCUGGAUGGACCCGAUUCUGGCCAAGGCGGAGGAGCGUACGCAGUGGGAGAAGGCGAUGUUUGAACUCAUCGCUACGGGCCAGACGGAUGAGAAAUGGGCCAAGGAGUACUGGAUGCACCUGGUGGUAGAGGGGGUGGAGAUGGGGAAGAAGCUGGAGCAAGCGGUUAAACAGGAGCUGGCGAGGCCGUAG
Messenger RNA from Aspergillus nidulans FGSC A4, 1254 nucleotides. RefSeq lists its product as uncharacterized. The transcript has a single exon. The record is from RefSeq and is a predicted model, not a curated record. The coding region runs from base 1 to 1254 and encodes 417 amino acids. Lineage: Eukaryota; Fungi; Ascomycota; Eurotiomycetes; Eurotiales; Aspergillaceae.